AUGAAAGAGUCAGAAACCAUCAAGGAGUACUCUGAAAGGCUUUUAAGCAUAGCCAACAGAGUAAGAUUGCUUGGUUCGGAGUUUAAAGACUCUCGUAUUGUUGAAAAAAUUCUGGUUACUCUUCCUGAAAGAUUUGAAGCUACCCUAACCACUUUGGAAAAUACCAAAGACUUGUCCAAAAUCACGUUGGCAGAGUUGUUGAACUCUUUGCAGGUGCAAGAACAACGAAUAGCUAUGAGACAAGAAGCAACUGUAGAGGAAGCCUUGCCCGCCAAACAUGAAGAUGGUUGGAGAAACAAAAAGAAGAAAAAUAGAAAGCACCAGCAAGCAAAUGGAGAAGCUGCAGCGCACAGGAGCAACAAAAACAAAGCUAGAAGUUCCAAGGGAAAGUACCCACCUUGUAAGCAUUGUGAUAGAACUGGCCACUCACCGUUCAAGUGCUGGAAAAGGCCAGAUGAUAAGUGUAACAAGUGCAAUCACCUUGGACAUGAAGCUAUCAUUUGCAAGAACCAAAACCAGCAGCAAGACGCAGAUGCCCAAAUCGCUAAUGAAGAUGAAAAUGAUCAUCUCUUUGUUGCAACUUGUUUUUCAGGUAGCAUUUCAAGCAAUAGCUGGUUGAUUGUCAAUGGAUGCACCAAUCACAUGACUCAUGACAAGGAACUUUUCAAAGAAUUGAAGCCUACAAGAAUUGCAAGAGUCCGGAUAGGUCACGGUGGUCAUAUUCCUGCGAAAGGAAUUGGAACUGUUGCUAUUGCAACCCAUUUAGGAAGUAGUGCAAAGCUUAUUGAUGAGUUCAAGCUGGAUAUGAUGCAAGUUUUUGAAAUGACAGAUCUUGGUCUAAUGACAUACUUCCUUGGAAUGGAGAUCAAGCAAUGA
Molecule: messenger RNA, 876 nt
Organism: Vitis vinifera (wine grape)
Lineage: Eukaryota; Viridiplantae; Streptophyta; Magnoliopsida; Vitales; Vitaceae
Exons: 2
Coding region: 1-876 (291 amino acids)
Molecular function (GO): zinc ion binding; nucleic acid binding
Source: RefSeq, a predicted model, not a curated record